UUCGACACAGAGUUUGUCAACCUCUACGACCACUUCAACAUGUUCACGGGCAAGUUCUACUGCUACGUCCCCGGGAUCUACUACUUCAGCCUCAAUGUGCACACCUGGAACCAGAAGGAGACGUACCUGCACAUCAUGCGCAACGGGGCGGAGGUGGUGAUCCUCUACGCCCAGGUGAGCGACCGCAGCAUCAUGCAGAGCCAGAGUGUCAUGCUGGAGCUGCAGGAGCAGGACGAGGUCUGGGUGCGGCUCUACAAGGGUGAGCGCGAGAACGCCGUCUUCAACGACACUUACAUCACCUUCAGCGGCCACCUCAUCAAGUACAGCGGGGAACCCUGA
Pterocles gutturalis (yellow-throated sandgrouse) is the source of this 339-nucleotide messenger RNA. RefSeq names its product complement C1q tumor necrosis factor-related protein 1-like. The annotation marks the transcript as partial. The record is from RefSeq and is a predicted model, not a curated record. The transcript has a single exon. Lineage: Eukaryota; Metazoa; Chordata; Aves; Pterocliformes; Pteroclidae. Gene Ontology annotation, molecular function: protein binding.